Gasterosteus aculeatus aculeatus (three-spined stickleback) is the source of this 2339-nucleotide messenger RNA. The record is from RefSeq and is a predicted model, not a curated record. Lineage: Eukaryota; Metazoa; Chordata; Actinopteri; Perciformes; Gasterosteidae.
CAGUGAGAAGACACUUAGAGGGACUUGACUCUCCUCUUCGUGCACUCCAUCGCUCUGCCGAAUCUCUCCGUCUGCUCCUCUUUUCUCUGUGAAUCCUUCCCUUUGAGUGGGAAUAAAACCAGACAUUGCAAUGUCUUCGAGAAGUAUCAUCUCCAGUGGUGGAGGCUCCAGGAUGAGCAUUGGUGGCUAUGGGGGCAGUGGUGGUGGUGGCAGUUUUGGUGGAGGCAGCUAUAUCGGCUACGGUUUUGGCAGUGGUGGUGGAGGAGGUGGAGGAGGCAUGGGAGGGACCAUCUCAAACGUCCAGGUUAAUGCCAACCUGCUGGCCCCCAUGCAAAUCUCCAUCGACCCCAACAUUCAGACGGUCCGAACCCAAGAGAAAGAAGAGAUCAAGACUCUAAACAACCGCUUUGCCAGCUUCAUUGACAAGGUUCGCUUCCUGGAGCAGCAGAACAAAAUGCUGGAGACCAAGUGGAGCCUGCUGCAGGAGCAGACCACCACCCGCUCCAACAUUGACGCCAUGUUCGAGGCCUACAUCGCCAACCUGCGCAGGCAGCUGGAUGGGCUUGGCAACGAGAAGAUGAAGCUGGAGGGAGAGCUGAGGAACAUGCAGGGCCUGGUGGAGGACUUCAAAAACAAAUAUGAAGAUGAAAUUAACAAGCGUGCCAGCGUGGAGAAUGAGUUUGUUCUCCUCAAGAAGGAUGUAGAUGGCGCCUACAUGAACAAGGUUGAGCUGGAAGCCAAGGUUGACUCUCUGCAGGAUGAGAUUAACUUCCUCAGAGCUGUCUACGAGGCGGAACUGCGUGAGCUCCAGGGACAGAUCAAGGACACCUCAGUCGUCGUGGAGAUGGACAACACCCGCAACCUGGACAUGGACUCCAUUGUGGCUGAAGUCAAAGCUCAGUAUGAGGCCGUUGCUAAUGCCAAUCGUAAAGAGACCGAACAGUGGUAUCAGCAGAAGUACCAGGAGAUGGAGUUGAACGCGGGGCAGGCCGGAGAUGACCUCCGCAGCUCCAAGACCGAGAUCGCUGAGCUCAACCGCAUGAUUAGCCGCCUCCAGAAUGAGAUCGAGUCUGUCAAGGGACAGCGCGGCAACCUGGAGGCCCAGAUUGCUGAGGCAGAGGAGCGCGGUGAGCUGGCCGUAAAGGACGCCAAGGCCCGCAUCAGGGACCUGGAAGAAGCCCUGCAGAGAGCCAAGCAGGACAUGACCCGCCAGGUCCGCGAGUACCAGGACCUGAUGAACAUCAAGCUGGCUCUGGACAUUGAAAUCGCCACAUACAGGAAACUGCUGGAGGGAGAGGAGGACAGAAUUACCUCGGGCGGUGGAUCUUCAACCAUCCACAUACAGAGCUCCAGUUCUGGCGGUGGAGGCGGCGGCGGCGGCUUCGGCGGCGGCGGCUUCGGCGGCGGCUUUAGCAGUGGAGGCGGCGGAGGCGGCUACGGCAGUGGCGGCGGAGGCUACGGCAGCAGCUUUGGCGGUGGCGGAGGUGCCAGCUUUGGCGGCGGCUAUGGCGGCGGCAGUAUGAGCGGUGGUGGCAGCUAUGGCGGCGGCUAUAGCAAGAGUGGCGGCGGGGGUGGUGUCAGCAUCAUAUCGAAAGUGAGCAGCUCCAGCACGUCAUCACGUCGUCAUUAACUCCCUCCCUCCCUCCUCGUCUUCUGCCCUUAUUUUGUCCUCAUGUUCCACUCCCCUUCUCCCUUACAACCAAUCAUAAAAGCCUUCAAAUAUCUCUGACACCUCACUCCCUGGAUACAUAGCAAUCUCAGCCACACCAACAUUUGACCAUUGGCAAGCAGGCAGAUCCAUGUAAUGGAACAUUUUUACUUUGUUGCUCCUCCCUCUGACACCACUUACUUGCAGAGAGUUAAGUCGAGGCAGAGUAAUUAGUUUACUAGAAACAAAGAGCAGAAGAAAUUGGAGUCAGCCUGGCUUUCUUUUGGUUGCUGGAUAUGCUGUCAUGCAGACAAGAGGAUACUUGUAGUGCCAUGACAGAGAAUCCUCAAACGGCACACAAAAUGUUCAUGGCAGUUCUUCAGAUUUGCACAGAAGGAGGUCCGGACAGUGGCAAUUUUGCAUUUAAGAAGAACAUAUGGCAUAACCCCUCUUUCCUGGAAAGUCUCUUCUGUUGUAUGAUAUCUGUGGUUUUGUUGUGCAUUUUGAUUUCAACAUCAUAAGAAGCUAUAUGCAACACUCUCUUAUCUGUUUCUGUGGGAUGCUGUUUUCCUUCUCCUGUUCUGGGAGAAAAACUGAAAAAAAGAACUUGGAUUAGGCUGACUGGAAGAACCAGAACUAUUGUGAAACUUGUAACAUCAAAAUGUUUGCAAUAAAUCUGACUUCAUAUUCA